Molecule: messenger RNA, 18573 nt
Organism: Lymnaea stagnalis (great pond snail)
Lineage: Eukaryota; Metazoa; Mollusca; Gastropoda; Lymnaeidae
Source: the annotation of a GenBank genome assembly
GGAUUAUACUAUGUAUCAAAUUAAUAUACACAAAACAGUUAUAAAAAACAAGUGUAGUUCAUGUAAGUUGAAAUUAAAAUAUGAAAUAUAUCUAUUAAUUUAGAUACUAUUUGAUAAUUGAAUGUAAAUAAGAAUAGAUUGGAAUUAACUUCCGAAUUAUCGUUAUUAAUUCCUUAUCAGUGACCAGUCAUACAGUUGAUUCAGUGCUAUGAAAUAUGAACUAUAAUUUAUAAUAAAGUGGGUCAGGACUUAGCCUAAAAAAAAGUUAUCAUUGUGUUAUCAGUUCAAUGAUAAUCAUAUAAUGAUGGAACAGCACAGCUUAUAGUUAGUAAUAGUAAGCCGUAAAUAAUUAUUUUGAAUAUUUUAAUGUAGUAAGCCUAUACUGAUACUUUUACUAUUUUAUUUUUAACACUAACACUAUAACUAUAGUAUAUUUCUUUAAAAUCAAAAGUUUUAAAAUUAACAUGGUUGUAAUUAUUAGCAUAAAUUAAUGCAAUAUUUAUAAUACAUUAUACUAUUUCUAUUAGUAUUAGGAAGAUAUUUUAAAAUAAUCCCUCUGUCAGCAACUGAUCACUUACAACUUACAUUGCAAUCUCAUUGGGUGUGAUUUAUCUUAGGCUUAAAAGCCUUCUUAAUUUUUAUAUAUUAUUUUUUAUAAUGAAUAUUUUAAGUUAACAGUAUUAACAGUUGUGUAUGAGUCACUAUUAACAGUAUUAACAGUUGUGUAUGAGUCACUAUAUGAUCAUUUAUUCUUUGUCACACUUUAACUUUGUGUUUAACAUUUUCCAAAUCAUAAAGUAGAGUCAGGGUGUAAGUAAUUUAAUAACUAACAAUGCCUUGACUCACAAGUUUUAUUAUAAAUAUUUGGAAAUAUUAUCACCCCCAGUGCUUAAAUGAAAAUUUUGCCAGAAUUCUAGUAAAAGUGAUCAUGUUGAGAAAGCAGGGCAAAAUGUCAGACAAUAUGUAAUUUAGCCUCAAUUUCAUAACUUCUUACCAAUUAUCCUGUCUAUAAUAUAGACAGGAUAAUUCAUGGACAUAAGGCAGAGUAUAUAAAUGAAAAGUUGUUUAGCAUACUAAAUUCAAUAGUUACAGCAUUUGUAUUGCAACUGGAUGAGUUAACUUUCUAGACAUUGAAACUUUCUUUCUGACUUGUGUAAAGUUUUAUAACUGAUGAUAAUUGUGAUCACGUGUUGUUAUUUGCAAGACAGCUAGAAAACAAAAUAUAUCUUCCUUACUUUGGUAUCAAAAUUAACUAUAUGAAUGCAAAAACCGUCUUGAGGCAUACUAAUUUCCAAACCUGUCGAGCUAGAAGAGAAAGAUGAAAUUCAUUAUGAUUAUCUGUAAUUACUUUGUGAUCAUUUGAAUAUGCUACUUAAUGAUAUUCUGAGCAAUUUUAUGUUUUCUUUUGAUGGUAAUAAAAAAUGAUUAAAUGAUGAAUUAAUUUUCAAUUUUGAAAUAGUUAAGGAAGAUGAGGUGGGGCUAGUUCAGACAAAAUAUAACACCACAAGUUUCGGCUUCAGAAAAAAAGAUCAUGUUUGUAUCACUAUUCUGCACAAUAGGCUUUGGUUAAGAAGAACUUUGUUGCAUUCCCAAUAUUUUAUUUAGUGGCACGUGGUUUCAAUCAUUCAACUUUAAGACUUUUGAAUCAUGCAUAAAAAAUCUGCUAUCAUUUUACCAACCUAUAAAUCAUUUGUAGCCGUGUGGUGUUGUGGCUUAUUACAGUUUAAAAAUCACAAACAAUGAAACAGGUCUGAGAACUAUUGCUUUAUUCUUAGGUACAAUCCGAUGACAGUAAAAUCUCUCAAACAAUAUCUAAAUUGUAAUCACUCAGUAUCAGACACAGCUGACUACUCGUACACAGCUCAGGAAGUACACACCCGGGUUUAAAUUCCACCCCCCUGAUAUAGCCACGAUAAUGUCCACGUCAUGAGCUGUUUUUCCCAGGCCCCCGUGGGACAGGUAUGUCCAGAUCAGUGACUGUGAACAUGGAAAUGAAAAACCCCAUAGGUGUCACCCAGCCACAUAAAAAUUUUUAUAAAAUGCAGUUUACAAAAAGUGACACAUUACAAUAGACUUGAUAGAAUGUUAGAUUUUUAAUAUAUCUUUAUAAUUAUUCUACUUAAAAAUGCUAAGGUCACUGACCAGAUUUUACCUUCCCUUCCCCACAUGAAAAAAUUAGAUUAAGUUAAAUGAUGUUAUAUUAAGUCUGACCCAAGGUUCUAGUCAAACUGAUCACCCAUUCUAUAAUGUCAUUUGAUGUCUUCGGCUCACUUCGUGCACACAUUUCUCAUCCCUUGCUCAACAUUCACCCAUUUUUUUCAUUCUUAUUGUGGUGUUAUUGUCUGCAACAGUAGUUCUCCUACAUAAGUGUGCUAAGGACUCCAACUUUUCAAAAAUUUGUACGUUCAAAUCCUUGGGGAUUAAAUGCAGACACUACACUAUUCUAACCUCUCAAUUCAAUACUAUAUUACUCUAAUCUCUCAUUCCAUAAAGUGUCAGGAAUAUUUUUUUCUAUUUUAAAAUUUUCAGCUCAUUAGACUAACAUGUACGAAUACAUCAGGAAAUGAUUUAUGAGAAAUGGAUUCUAUCAACUAGUUACUGAAAAGUCCAGCUUGAUCAUGUCCUUCUCCUCUGUGCUACCUGAGGACGAAGACUUCUUCAGAGCUCCUAACUAUGGAGAUGACCUUGGAGGCGUUAGGAGAAGAACAUAUACGACAAGUGCUGUGAGGACUUCAGUAUCUAGAGCACCAAAGCCAGCACCUCCAAAAGAUGACACAGUUUUUGCAGUUAAAGAUGAUGAAAAUUUCUCAGUAUUUGCUAAGGUAAGUUAUAAUUCUGUACUUUUUCUUAUAUUUUCAUGGAAUGUGUUUUUUAAAUUUCAUUGGAAACUGACAAAUAAGGCCACUUGCAGCAAAAAAACUGUUAAGUUUCAGCUGUAAAAAUAGUUCUUUUGAUGUGUUAUGAUUUGUGACUUCUUAAAAGAUUUUCAUAUCCCAAUUCGUAAUAGGAUUAUGUUUAUUAAAUUUCUAAGUGGGCAAAAUGUUAUAUAAAAAUAAGAACAUUUUUAUUUGCAUCAUUAAUAGCAAUUUCCAGGCUUUAUUUAAUAAAUACUCAGUCAAAUUUGAUAACUUUCAACCAUAAACAUUUCAGGGACGUGACUAUGAGCCUGUUUAUGUUACACAUGAAUACACAGAGCAAGAAAAAGAUACACUCAACACUUAUGAAAGCUGUGACUACUUGCCAAAUCACAGCCAUAUAUUUAAACACUGGAUUAAGAGGCAGAAUAUCUCUGAGUAAGUAAUAUUUGAAUUUUGUGCAUUUUGUUUCCUUGUAAGAGCUAAUUUUUAAAAAUAUAAUGCUUUCAAAAUACAAAACAAAACAUACACUAUGAAAAAAUGUUACAAUUUUAUUUGACAAAAUUUAAUAGGAGACAUUUUGUUACUAAGUUCUUAAGAUAAAAUUUAGGAGUAUUUUUAAUAGGUAAGGGUUUUAUAAGUUAAAUUUUAAAAAAAAAGUAGAUGUAUAUAAUUCACUCACCUGUACAGUGGAGAUUGUUGUCUCACUUUAUGUAACCCCUUCUCUAGAUAAGCCUCAUUUUCUGUCUCGGGUUGAUCCUGUAGUAUAGGCCAAAACGUGCCAAAGUGUCCUCAUUUUAUAGCCAUUUUAAUUGUUUCUAUAGUAUAGUAGUUACUAUCCUAGUGUCUCAUUUUUAUUUUACUUAGUUUACAUGUUUUUAAUAAUUGUAAAGUGGUUAGAGCUUUAAGGUAAGCGCUAUAUAAAAAUGCCUAAAUAAAUAAAUAAAUAAGCCCUCUGAGAAGGUCCUUAUUAUGUAUUGCAUCAUUUUCUUAUUGUGAUAAUGCUUUCUACAAUGUAGUGAUUGAGUACUAUGUUAAAUUAAUUUUUAAACUGUGGUUUAGUCUUGAAACAGAUCGAUGGGUUAUGAUUGGCCUGAUUGGAUUUGUCAUUGGAGUUGUCUCAUUUUUUCUCCAUCAACUUAUUGAAAGAAUUGAUCAUCUUAAGUGGAGGAUCACUAAAGAUUUGCUCAAAGUAAAUUCCAGAGCUGAAAUAAAUAAUAAAUCAAUUCUUGUGUAAUUUUACAUAUAUAAAAUUACUUUUGUUUUUGCUUUGAAUUUAAAUUGAAGUGGCUGCCAUUCUUUUCAGUUACAUAAUGACACAUGUUUUUUUUUUGUCGCUAAACAAACUCUUUAUAUCAACCGUUUAUUUAAAAUUUAUCUGUACCAUUUGUUUCGUUACAAAUUAUUCUUUAUUAUUUUCUGAUUUUAUAGAAACUUAUAUUUUUACUUUAUUCCAUCUUUCAGUGUCACCAUUAUUUACUAGAAUCCCUCACAAACCACAUUUCUUUAUUGAGCUUCUUUUUUAAAAGAAAACUUUAUAAAUUAAUUACACUCAAGCCUAUGUUUAUAUAUAAUCAAAAGUUAAUUGAAAUGACAUUCCUCUCAUUAAUGUGAACAUUUCAUUGCCUUAAACAGGAUGAAAGAAUCUGGGAAGGAUGGUUGUUUUGUGCAGGAUACAGUAUGCUGUUUGCAGUGUUUGCAGCAACUGUUGUUGUGGUUAGUUUUGUAUUUUGAAUUUGAUGAGCUUUUUCCUAUUCUGUUGAUAGUAAUAAACAAAAACAGUGAUUGCUAUAGGAAUUUUACCUAAUAACGGACACUAAUGGUACCGAUUAAUUAUCUAUAGCCUAAUUUGUCUGCUUUUCGUAUCAAAAUUAAUGGCUGACAUUUCAGAAAAGACUAAAAAUGUGAAUUAAAAACUCCCAAAAAGUAUGAUAAAUUAUUUUCUUAGCUUAAAAUUAUUUAUAUAAGGAACUAUUAACACUUAGUUAUUAUUUGAAGGAAUACUUGCCACUGUUUGGCACAAACCAAUCUUGACUCUAACAUGCUUAAAAUUAUUUUAAUACCUUAACUGGAAAUAAAAUUAGAUCUAUCAUUUUUCUGCCAAUUUUUUCUUAUUAUUUCUCAUUCUCUAUUUCAGUCUAAAAAUCAGAAAACGUACUCGUAUUAGAACAUUAAAAAGUAGAUAUUAAUCUUAAUAAUUUUAUAUCUGCUAGUAAAAACAGUGUAUAAAUUGCAUGAAAUAUUAACCCUGUUUAAAAUGUUGAAAAGAGUCAACUUCUUUUUGAACAGUUUUGGCGUCCUAGUGCUGGAGGAUCAGGAAUGCCAGAGGUUACAGGCUAUUUAAAUGGAACACAGAUAAGAAGAAUUUUCAGCAUCAGGACCCUAAUUGCCAAAUUUCUCUCCUGUGUUGCAGCAAUUGGCUGCGGUAUGCCUAUAGGUCCUGAAGGACCAAUGAUCCACAUGGGGUAAGGCUGAAAAAAAACUGUUUUUGUACAAUUAUUUUGAUUUUACUUAUUUGUUACUGAUAAUUAACAUAUCUUAUGCUUUUUAACGACAGUUUCAGUUUGUAAGGAAAUGUUUUAGUCACAGAAAUUUUGAGCAAGAAUGUCUUUUUAACAUUAAUUUGAAAUGAAUUAUAAUUUGAAAUGAAUUGCUUCCCUUUUCCAUUUAUCAUUGUAAAAUUUUUUACAAUUUUUAUACACUAACAAAUUUUAAAUUAUAUUUUGAUUAACUUUGAUUAUUUAGAUAUUUUACUGAGCUGUGUGAAACAGUAUAUUACAAAGGAAAGCAUGCAUGUUAAGUGUUUAUUAUAUUUUUUUCCAAAGUGCAAGCGUUGGUUCUGGAUUAAGCCAGCUGUCAGGAUAUUUAAAGCGAAUCAAUCUGCCAUUUUUUGAAAGGUUUAAAAACCCAGAAGACAAGUGAGAUAUUUGUUGAUGUGACUGUGUCGCCCGAAGCAAAUUCAGAUUUUAAAUAAGACAAGGGAAUAGAAAUUUAAUAUAUUGGGGCAUUAAAUAAUAUUGGGCAGUGCUUACAGAGCCAGAGUCUAUCAAAUUGUGCUAAAAAAAUUAUUUAAUUUGCCCAUCACGCAGAAAAAGUCUUGCUUCUGUUGUUAAUUUAUUUAUGAGACUAAAGCUGCAGUGUUAACAAAAUUUUUAAGGCUUCAAUUUUGCAUGUGGAACUCUGACUUUGUGGUGCACCUGUUGGCUAUCAAUGUUCUUAUGUAUCAAAAUGUUCAUGUAAACAACUAUAUGAAACUCAAUCAAGAUUCACAUCAUUGACCAGUCGUUGUUUUUAUUAUUUUAAUUUUUUUACAGACGUAACUUUAUAACAGCUGGUGUAGCAGCAGGAGUCUCUGCUGCUUUUGGUGCCCCAGUGGGAGGGCUGCUGUUCUGUAUGGAAGAAGUUUCUUCCUUCUGGACCAAAACAUUAGCCUGGCAGAUCUUUUUCUGCUGCAUCAUAGCAACAUCCACAUCUGAUAUUUUUAACUCCGCCUUUGAGAGAUUUCAGAUCAUCGGAAUGUUUGGAGAAUUUAGAACAAGUCGUUACAUUCUAUUUAAUGUAAGCUAAUUGAAUAGUCAUUACACUCCAUUUAAUGUAAGUUGAUAUAUUAGUGGGAUAGAGUUUUUUAGAAUUUUAUAGAUUAAUUCAUUAAAUUAUUGUCAACAACUAAAUGAACUCUUUAAAAGAACAUGAGUGUCCCCUAUCCAUAAUUGAUUCAUUUCUUUCAUCAAAUUCUUUAACAUGUUCAUAUGUCGUAGUCAUGCCGAAUGGAACGCAAAUCCUUUUCCAUUAGCAAUGUAACUUCAAUCCAGAAAACAUAUCUAUCAGGCUAUACGUUUAAUCAAACAUAUGUAUAAUGCAGAUCCCUAUAAGAAGGAGAAAUAAUGCACAACCAUCCACUACAAGGUUUUUUUUAAUCAAUGCUGAACCAAACAUGUAGUAAGCCAAAGACAGUCUAGGCACUAGUCAUAAUUACAAUAAAUAUAGGUCACCCACUUAAAGGCAGGCAAAGCUUUCAAUAAGUUUUAACUCUUAAAUCACACUGCACAGAAUAAAAUAAUAUCUGGUUGCGCAACAAUUACUGGUGAUGAAUUCUCAUACUCUAUAAUUAGUUGGCAAGGUUUAUUUUGUUUACCAUAUUUGUAGCUUGAAUUUGAAGUCUAGGAGUGAGAGUGUUGCACAUUUUGACAGAGUGGACACCAUAACACUAAGUUUUACCACUAAUUUUUCAUAUUUCACAGCUCUAUCAGCUUUUGAACCAGGACUUUAAUUGAUCAUAUUUUAGCUAGAUUUUGGGUUCGUGACCAAGAGUAAAAGUAUAUGAUUUUAGUUUGGGAAAUAUUUUAUCAGACUUUGCGAUCUUAACUUUAAAAAAAAAAUAAAUAAAUCAUUUUUCUUCUUUAAUAAUGUUUAUUCUUAAAAUAGACAAUGUGGCCCAUAUGCCCUUCUGUUAAGGUUCAAACUAUAUUUUGUGAAUUGCUAUUAAGUUUUAAACUAUAAUUUCUGUAGAGCUAAUAAGUUUAAACUGUAAUUUGACUGACAUAAUUAAUAAAUUUUGAAUGAAUUUUUCUACAUGUUUUCUCUACCUUUCAUUGCAGGUAGAUGAAGCUGUUGAUAUUAAUAUAUUAAUGUUCAUUCCAUCCGUUAUCAUUGGUGUUAUUGGAGGUCUUUUGGGAUCCCUGUUUACUAUUCUCAAUCUCAAAAUUCAUCGGUACCGUAAACGUAUCUUGGCUUCAAUUAGUCGGCAGUGGGUUGUGAGACUUGUCCGUCUCCUGGAGCCUGCUCUCAUCAUGGUAAGACAAUUCAAAAUAAUUGUUUAAUCAUAGGCCUGACUCCUUUUAUUAUUUCAUUUUUGGUGAAGUAUAUCUUAAUUUUCUUUAAUUGCCAUAUUUAGCUAGAUUGUGACUAAAUUCUAAAAACAUACUAAUGACAACAGAAAUCCUUGUAUACUAAUGAUAACAGAAAUCCUUGUAUACUAAUGGUAACAGAAAUCCUUGUAUACUAAUGAUAACAGAAAUCCUUGUAUACACACUAAUGUCCCGGACAGCAAAUAGGAUAAAAAAUCUUAUAAGACCUUUUCAUUUUCUCUCUAAACAGCUGAUCAUGAGUUCUUUCUCUGUGUUCUUACCAAUGGCAUUCUCCUGUAUACCUUUCACUUGUAUCAAAGGAGAAACUGGCAUUUUAAGGUAAGCAUUUUUGUUUUGUAUGAGAUUUUUACACAUUCCGCUUUAAAACUUUGACUAUAAGUAGAGUUAACCUCAAUGAAGAUAAUGAAAGUUUGACAUCAAUAAGAGAAGUGAAUUUAAUGAAAAUGAGGUGAUAUCGGAAAGUUUCGAAGACCAAGGUUUAAGAAAUGUUACAGAAUAAAUUAUUAACAUUGUUUGCGAUCUCAUGCAAAAUGGCUCCCAAAUAGUUCAAAGGUUCUUAUUUUUGAAGGCUGUUGCUGAUUCUGUUUGGGUGGGUUUUUUUUUUAAGGGGUUGAAGUGGCACCUCCUUAACUGCAAUGUCAUAUUUUGGACUUUUGUUUUGUCAUACCUGCAAAUGAAACUUCAUCACUUGUGAUGAUUCUAGAUGAAAUAUGGGAGUGCAAGACUUAGCAAAACAAAGUCAGGGGGUGUGCCAGACCAGACUAAAAUUUUUUUGGGGGUGCAGAGUAUAGAAAAGGUUGGGAAACACUGGUGUAGACUGAGCAAGAUGAAUUGUCUCCCAAAAGGUUGAAAAGGUUGAUGAGGCACUGACCUUAAGAAACACAGACCCUCAGACUCUCGACUGAGAACGUUGAGUUAUAAAAUAAAAGCAAAUAGAACUCUCUGGUAAUACCUCGUAUGAGUUCAGCUUAACUUGAUUGGAAAUUUUAUAUAUAUAUUUAUAUAUAUAUAUAUAUAUAUAUAUAUAUAUAUUAAACACACACUCUCACACUCUCUAGAGAGAAAGUAGAGAUAUAAAAAAAAAAAAAAGAGAUAUCUCUGGAAAUAUCUCGUAUGUGUUCAUCAUAAAUUUUUUAGAUAUUAUAUAUAUAUAUAUAUAUAUAUAUAUAUAUAUAUAUAUAUAUAUAUAUAUAUAUAUAUAUAUCUUUAAACACUUUUAAUGAUAAUUUGUUCACCAUUUGAUUAAAGUGAACAAAAUCAAAUGAGAAUUUAAUCAUUUUAUAAGAAGCUUUAAUGUGUUUGGAUUAUUUAAAAAGUAAAAAGAAUUUCUUUUGUAAUUUCUCAAGUGAAUGUUCUAUUUUUCUAAUGUCUGUGUCUAGUGAGUACUGUGUGAAUGAUACAAUGAAUAAAUACGACUCCCACUUUGUUGAAGAAAACAUUUUCCACACCUGCAACGUAGGGACAUAUUAUUUAGAUGGAACCACAUUUGUGUACAACGGAACCUAUAAUGAAUGUAAGUUGAAAAUUGGUUGAUAUUUAUUUUGUCAUACAUCUGUUCUGUAGAAGAAAAAAAUUUUUUUUAAUGUGUUUGGUUUGUCCGAGUCUUAUACAGAUGUUAAAGUAAACUUAAUAGUCAAUUUUUAAUUUACUCAAAAGUGCACUUUUAUAUACAUUGACUAAAUUUGGCAGUUAAGGUUGUUGGUUUUUUUUUGGGGAGGGGGGGGGGGUCACUGAAUAGCUGAAAUAACAUUGACAGAACAAUUUUUGGAGGGUUUGAAACUGAUGUAAUGAAAUAAAUUUUAUUAUAAGUUAGAGAACUCUUUCACCAUGGAAUUUUUUUAACGAAAUAAUUUAUAUUUUUUUCAAAGAGCAAAAAAGAGUGAGAGAUUGGGUUUAUUAAAACAUAUUUAAAAUAUUAUUUUUUUUGGUCUAUAAGGCUAAGUUGGCUAUCUAAUAAAAUAUAAUUGAAUAGACUAUAUGUUUGUAAACUUAUGUCUUCAAAUUAACUAGAAUAAGUAACAGAAAUGAAACUUAAAAUGUGAAAACAUGAAAUGCAAAACCUUCCCCCCACGCCCUUUGAUGUUGGCUUACAUCUUCUUAACUGCUAAAACUCAAAUCAUCUGUUGAUCACCAAAAAAAGUGAAGAAUGUUAAUAAAAUAAUGGCUGUGACUAUUCACACCCGGGUAUCAGAAGUGAGAGGUUGGGAUUAAAAAAAUAUUUAAAAUAUAAUUGUUGGGUUUGUAAGACAAAAUGAGGUAUCAAAUGAAAGAUAAUUGAAUGGACUAUAUGUUUUUAAACUUACUUCUUCAGUUUAACUAAAAUAAACUACAACAAAUGACAUCCGAAUGGGAUUUAGUCUAAAAGGACCCGGGUACACAUAGCCGCUAUUUGGUGUUUAGGCUAACAUAGGACAGGUGUUUAGGGUACAUAGGACAGAUGUUUAGGCUAACAUAGGACAGGUGUUAAGGCUAACAUAGGACAGGUGUUUAGGCUAACAUAGGACAGGUGUUAAGGCCAACAUAGGACAGGUGUUUUUAUUUCAAUAUCAGUUAUUUUUUUAAUAGUUGAUUUCAUUUUACUCAUCAGAUAUAUCAACCUUUCAACACAUUUCAUUAGACUCAUUGCACUUAAUGCAUUUUUUUUAAACAGGAAAGUCUAAUAAUGCAACUUGAUGCACUGCAAGUUUAGCACAAUUCAUUGUUAAAUUACAAACAAUUUUUUAGCAAGGUUCAUUUUAAAAUAACUGAUUUCUUGAUUCCACUUUCUAUCUCUCUAUCUCUCUUUCUUGUAGUAUCUCUUCUGAUCUUCAGCUCCAAAGAUGAAGCCAUGAAAACUCUCUACCUGCGCAACUCUCACAAGAUGUUCAACUACGGACCACUCUUUGCCAGUUUGGCCAUCUAUUUUGUGAUGGUUUGCUGGUCUGCUGGCACAUCCGUGGCUGCUGGUAUCCUUGUACCCAUGCUGUAGGUUUUAUUUUCUCUGCUUUGUUGUUUUGAUUUUGACUAGCCCCAAACGAUAAACUGACUAAUAGUGAAUUAACAUAAUGUUCAAAAUUACUUCUCCUAUUAUUUGAGACAGCUAAGUUGGAUCUUGGCCAGUCUUUUAAUUGUUGCCAAAAGAAUGGUUGGGUGAACAUUCUUGUAAAAUGUGCAAAAAACAAAGUUAUAUUAGAUCAAAACAAAAAAUGAUACAGUUAGUUGGUUAAAGUUAUUCUGUAAUUCCUAAAUGUUAACAAAAGUAACUUUUCUUUGUGCAACAGCUCCUUACAACAGUCAUACAAUAACUCUCUGGAAAGUUCUAACAAAACCGUUCUGCACCAAAGCCUACACAGAAUAGAGUUACCUAGCUUUUAAAAUAAAUUAAUGUGUGACAUUAAAGAUGUUAAAGUAUGAGUGGGCCCAAUUUUUUUUAUCAUACUACAAAAAUAAGCAUAUAUUUUACCCAAAUAUUUUACCCUAUUUUAAUUCUUAACUUGUAUUAAAACUUUAGAGACCAUAAAAUUAAUUUUAAAAAUAUGCACAAUGAAGAUCUGUGCAAAGAUUGAGUCCCUACCUUUCCCUCAUAGUUGUCUCUUAUCGUCUAAACAUCCAAUCUAAAUUGUAACACUUGCUGUGGUGGAGUUAUAGUAAUCUAAUUAGCUUUUUCAUAGGAAAUUUUAUCAUUAUCAGAUGUGCUGUUCUUUGUUUACUUAUAGGAUGAUUGGUGCUUUGUAUGGCAGAAUAGUUGGUCUAAUCAUGGUGGACAUCUUCGGGGUCCAUUUAGAUGAUGAUUACUUAAGCUGGAUGGAUCCUGGGGCCUUUGCCCUGAUUGGGUCAGCCUCUUUCUUUGGUGGUGUGGCUCGACUUGCCCCAGCUAUUACUGUCAUAAUGGUGAGAUACUUAGCACAACAAAAUUUUAUCUGAUAUAACUGGAUUAUUUGACUUCACUAACAAAAUUUUCUUAAACCUAUUUCAUGCCUGGAAAUUUUGAAUAUUUAAAUGUACAAAAAUUUGCUGGCCAGGUCACAGUGCCAAUCUUGUUUUGCUCCUCUUUCUACCCUUAUCCAACUGAGGUUUUUAUAUUUUUAAAAAAAAUUAAAAAAUUGUUUAAAUCUCAGAGACCAGUGAUUAUUAUAAAAUGCUAAAUUUUAUUUAUGAUCUCUUUAUUUAAUGAAUAAAGGACAUCCAUCUAAGAAAUGUUUUGUCAUGUCUUGAACAGAAAAAGAAGAGAAAAAAACACUUAUUUACUUAAUGCUUUUUCUAAAUAAUGCCUAGAGUAAAUAGUUUUCCUUUGAUAGUGCUGAGUCCUCUCAUAAUUGAGGUUUAGCUUUGUUGCAUCUCUGAUCCCAGAUGGAACUGACCAAUGACCUAAAGGUACUGCUGCCUGUGAUGACAGCUGUCAUGGUGUCCAAAUGGGUUGGAGAUUUCUUCACACAUCCGUACUUCCAUGCCUUGCUGGAACUGAAGUGCAUCCCAUUUCUGAAUCAGCAUCCACAUGUCAGAAUUGAUAGCACAAAGUAAAUGAGUUUAGUUGAUGUGUAAACUUCUGAAUCAUGGAAAUUUAUUUCUUAAUUUUUAAAUGCAAUAAUGAAUAUAUUACAGUAAAACCUGGAAACAACAAACACUGAAAUAGCAUUGUCACUGGUAUAUCCCAACUCACUCAUUUUGCUAACAUAUAGUAUUACCAAGAAAAUGUAAAUAGCAGCAGUGCAUAUACUGGCCUAGUUAUGUUGUUUUAUAAUCAAGGACUGGAAGCAGGAGGAUUUUCUUUGACUUAACUUCAUGGCAUGAAAUGAUGUGACAAGUAAACAUUUCUACCCUAUAAUUUAUGGUCCUAGUAGAAAUGUCCUCAGUAACUCAAAUUUUGUGUACCACUUUAUCUCAAAUGUGUACCACUUUAUCAUAAAUCUUAACAUAACAAAUGGUACUAUCAACAGUUUAAAAAACACUAAGGCAGAGUUUUAACAUGGAAGGGACAUCAUUCAGAAAUUUAUAUUAAUCUAAUAUUUUUGCAGUUGUUGUAUUGGUGUGUGUGGAUAGAUUUUUUUUUGCCAUUACAACACUUAACUUAUCUUUUUUUUUAUACCCUUCAGUGUGAAGCUUGACCUUUUCGCUGCAGAAGACAUCAUGGCUUUUCCAGUUGUCUCCCUGAAUCUGGUGGAACAUGUUCCAAAAAUAGCACAAAUCUUAUUGGACUAUCAGCACAACGGCUUCCCUGUUGUGAGAAAGAACAAAGAAGGCAAAAGAGUUUUCUACGGCUUAAUGACCAGGUAACGCAACUGGGUUGAAAUAACUGAAGAUAAUUGAAUGCCUCAUACUAAUAUUUUUUUUAUUACUUCCAAAAAAAACUGUUAAUAUCAUUAAUGUCUUUAAAAAAUGGUUUAAUUAUAGUCAAGUAAUAGUUUUUUUUAAUUUUGAAUCUGAAAUAAGAAUUUGGUUGUGUCAUUGCAAAAAGAUAAUUGAAAAUGAUUUGAAUGAUUAAACACAACACUGAAAUAGAAAUUAUGGUUUGAAUGAUUAAACGCAACACUGAAAUAAAAAUGGUUUGAAUGAUUAAACACAACACUGAAAUAAAAAUGGUUUGAAUAAUUAAACACAACACUGAAAUAGAAAUGGUUUGAAUGAUUAAACACAACACUGAAAUAGAAAUGGUUUGAAUGAUUAAACACAACACUGAAAUGAAAAAGGUUUGAAUGAUUAAACACAACACUGAAAUAAAAAAAUGUUUGAAUGAUUAAACACAACACUGAAAUAAAAAUGGUUUGAAUGAUUAAACACAACACUGAAAUAAAAAUGGUUUGAAUAAUUAAACACAACACUGAAAUAGAAAUGGUUUGAAUGAUUAAACACAACACUGAAAUAGAAAUGGUUUGAAUGAUUAAACACAACACUGAAAUGAAAAAGGUUUGAAUGAUUAAACACAACACUGAAAUAAAAAAAUGUUUGAAUGAUUAAACACAACACUGAAAUAAAAAUGGUUUGAAUGAUUAAACACAACACUGAAAUAAAAAUGGUUUGAAUAAUUAAACACAACACUGAAAUAGAAAUGGUUUGAAUGAUUAAACACAACACUGAAAUAGAAAUGGUUUGAAUGAUUAAACGCAACACUGAAAUAAAAAUGGUUUGAAUGAUUAAACACAACACUGAAAUAAAAAUGGUUUGAAUAAUUAAACACAACACUGAAAUAAAAAUGGUUUGAAUAAUUAAACACAACACUGAAAUAGAAAUGGUUUGAAUGAUUAAACACAACACUGAAAUGAAAAAGGUUUGAAUGAUUAAACACAACACUGAAAUAAAAAAUGUUUGAAUGAUUAAACACAACACUAAAAUAAAAAAGGUUUGAAUGAUUAAACACAACACUGAAAUAAAGAUGGUUUGAAUUCUCUCAGGGUUGUAUCAGGUUUGAUUGCUUAGAUCUUUUGAUAAAUAAAUUCAAUAUUUGUUUUCCCCGGAAGGAACAAAAAAAACAUGUUCAACACAUUUUUCCUGUGCAUGUUUGCCAGAUCUGACCUGUUAGUGCUCCUGGAUCACCGGUCUGUCAUGUGUCAAGGUCCAGUUGAACCCAUGAAUGAUGAAACAGUGGACAUUGCAUCCAUUGAAUACGAUAAGGCAUGUUUCUUUAUUUGUUAAAUUUCUUUUUGUUGUAAAAUUUGUUCAGCUAAUUAUUUUGAACUUUUAUGACCAUUCUAUUUUGCAUUCCUUUUUUUUUAAAAAUUAAAACAAAACUAUUUUGUUUUUGUUUUUUUUGUCUUGAAGAGAGAAGCAAUUUCUUUAGUAAUUUAAUGGAUUUUAUUUGUUUUAAAUUUUUAAUAUUUCAUUGUUUAUUUUAUAAUCACAGCCAGUCAGAAUAUUAUGUUUCCAUAACACUUUUAAACCAAUUAUCAGUUACAAGAUUUAUUUUCUAGGCUAUUACUAUUAACUUUGUACUUUAUCUGAUAUUUUCAAAGAUGUUGAAAGGUAAAAAAGAUGAGGAGGAAAUCAACACACGAUUUCUGCUACAGUUUGUUGCUGAAAAUUCAGACUAUAAAGAUUAUUACGUCGACAUGGUAAGAAUCUCAUACAAUGUUUUGUUCUUCUUCUAUGUUUUGAGGGCCUACAAUCGAUGUAUCGAUCAUUCUGGCUCAUGUGUUUGCAGAGGGGUUUGCGAGAUCUGUAACGUUGAGAUCCAUAUCCCAACAGCAUGAUGACUGAUAGAUCUUGCUGACUGAUAGUUAACAAUGACUGAUAGAUCAUGGUGGAAGUCUGAUAAUUUUAGAAGUUGCUACACUGCAAGGGAGGUAAGUCACAAACUAUUUCUAGCGACGUGGCGAUUAGAGGCCGACCGAAAGUGAUUUUCUGAUUUCGGCCGAAGCCGAAAACAGGCAGAAAGUUUAAAAUGACUUUCGGCCGAAACCGAAAAAAGGCCGAAAGUUUAAAAAUGACUUUCGGCCGAAACCGAAAAAAGGCCGAAAGUUAAAAAUGAAUUUCGGCCGAAGCCGAAACCGAAAAUGAAAUAUUUAGAUAUUUUGAAAUUCGUUCCCGCAUACAUUUUGCAUACAUCGAAAAUGAUGUGGGAAAGUAUAAAUAUUUACAUUAUUUUUAUAAAAAUGAGAUAAUUGUGAAUAUUAAUAAAUAAACAUCUAAUAUAGGGGUCUCAAACUCGCGGCCCGCGAGCCAUUUGUGACCCGCAAGACGAUAUUUUGCGGCCCGCNUUUUUUUUUUUUUUUUUUUUUUUUUUGGUAAUGUUUCUAUAUAUUUUUUAAUGCAACAGUGAGUAGGUGGAUGAAAGUGAAUCCUAGUUCUUGAGAACCCUUAAUGAGUUUAUUGUUAUUUAUAAAGGUUGAGCAGACUGUAACAGUUGUAGUCGCUUUUUUGUGGAUUACUUGAUGAGGCCCACUCUCAUUCAGACACUACCUCCUGCGGCCCCCCUCCCCCUGGUGAUUUGAGUUUGAGACCCUUGAUCUAAUGAAUACUUUGGAUUUUACCAUUUUAAUAUAAAAGUAAUUUAAAUUGCGUUACAAUUUUUUUAAUUAGUAUGUUAGGAGAAAAUUUGGCAAAAAUUGAGGUGGGGGGGAGGAAAUUAAUGCAAAGUAUUAUUUUUUUAAACCGGGUCUCUAAAAAUUGUGAUUCUAAAAUAUCCCUUAAUUUAUUAAGAUCGUUUAGUUGGUUGUUAUUGAUCGCUUAAUUUGUUGUUUAAGAUCGUCCAGUUUUUGUUAAUGAUGGCUUUAUUUUUUCUUAAAGAUCGGUUAGUUUGUUCAUAAAGAUCGCCUGGUUUGUUGUUAAAGAUCGCUUAGUUUUUCACAAAGAUCGCUUAGUUUGUUCUUAAAGAUAAUUGAUUUUGUUCCUUAAGAUUGAUUAGUUUGUUGUUAAAUAUCAUUUAGUUUGUUCUCAAAGAUCGCUUAAUUUGUUCUUACAUGUCGCUUAUUUUGUUGUUAAAUAUCGCUUUUGCUGAGUAUUAAAUGACCGAAAACUUGAGUCACUUUCCGGCCGAAAGUCUAAGUCAAUUUCGUCCGAAACCGAAGAAAAACCGAAAGUUAACUUUUCUCUUUCGGUCGAAACUGAAAUUAAGCCGAAAGUUAACUUUUCAGUUUCGACCGAAACUUGGCCGAAAGUGAUAAAAUGGCCACUUUCGGCGCCGAAACCGAAGCCAAAAUUCGGUCGGCCUCUAGUGGCGAUCAAAUGAUGACCUGCUCUUUUUGGAUUAAUUUUUUUUAAUUAAAUUAAUUUGCCAAUUUAAUGUUCAUUAUAGCAUUUUGUAAAAAAAUCUUUCUGGUAAAAUCAUAAAAACGGAUAUUUACUAUUUAUUAUUAAUUGAAACCAUUCCAAAUAUUUUUCUGCGCUGAACAUUGCAUGAUUUGUUUUACUAGAAACUUGUAUGCUUUUUCCCCCUUUAAAUUGAUUUGAUUUUCCUUCUACAGACCCCUUACGUGAACCAGUCGGCUCUCUCGAUACAGACUAAAUUUUCAUUGCAAAGAGCAUACACUUUGAUUAGUGCACUUGGUCUACGUCACCUUGUUGUUGUCAACGGUAACAAUGAGGUAAUGACCCCAGCAGUUUUUAUAAUGGAACUAAAUCAUUCACAUUCUAACAUCAAUGUAUUGUAGGACAUUGUUAUAGACAGACACCAAUGUAUUAUAGGACAUUGUUGUAGACAGACAUCAGUGUAUUAUAGGACAUUGUUGUAGACAGACAUGAAUGUAUUAUAGGAUGUUGUUGUAGACAGACAUCAAUGUAUUGUAGAGCAUUAUUGUAGACAGACAUCAAUGUAUUAUAGGACGUUAUUGUAGACAGACAUCAAUGUAUUGUAGGGCAUUAUUGUAGACAGACACCAAUGUAUUGUAAGGCAUUGUUGUAGACAGACAUCAAUGUGUUAUAGGAUGUUGUUCUAGACAGACAUCAAUGUAUUAUAGGAUGUUGUUGUAGACAGACAUCAUUAUUUUAUACUCCCAGCCAGAAACAUCUAAAUGGAAAAGUCUCAAGAGGAACCUUUGGAGUUCUCUUUAUUGCAUGCACAUGUCUCAAUGCUUGGCUCUUAAGUGUGAUGUUCUGAUGUGCAUGUCCAACUGCUAUCUUAAAUGAUCUAUUUUGAAGUGCAUGUCUAACUACUUCUAUCUAAAGUGAUCUCUUCUGAUGUGCAUGUCUAACUACUUCUAUCUAAAGUGAUCUGUUCUGAUGUGCAUGUCUAACUACUGCUAUCUUAAGCCAGAUUUUCUGUUUGCCAGGCAUGCAGUGGUAGGAAAAUAAUAAAUAUUAUUAUACACUUAAAAUUUUUUGUUUUUGGUGUGUUUGGGGAGGCACCACUGUCACAGGAAUUGUGCUGUCACAAGUGAAAUCCUAAUGUGUGAUGCAAACCAUUGUUGUUGUCUUUGGUGUUACCAUUUCUGCAUUCUUUCAUCAAACUUACGCAGGUCAGAGGGAUGAUCACAAGAAAAGAUUUGAUGGGCCAUCACAUGGUUGAGUUUCUGUCUCCCAUUCUACAGACAAGGCCGUACUUCAGGACAAACUCUAAAGUACAUGUUAAUGACCCUGAGGCCCCUGGAUCAAACCCUGGUGAACACAACGAGGGCGUCCCAAGCACGAAUGAAACAACUAUUGAACUUAGUGAACACAAUCCAUCGCUACAGGUCUGUGUUCAACCAAGCUUUGUCGUGACACAGCAUUAACUAAUCGGUUAUUCUAGUUCUAGGAACGAACUAAUCAAAAUGUAAACAUGAUAAAGAUGGGGUAUAUCAGUUUAUCUUGCAUUAUAUAUUUUUGUAAAAAUGCCACUUUGAUUAAUAGAAAGAUGUCAUGCUUAAUGCCAUUAUUUGUGAAAAAAUGUAUUUUAAUGAUUACUUUUAUUCUACCUUGCCAAAUACAUCUUUCUAUUUAGUAUGUAGUUUUUGUUAAAAACUUUUUAUAAAUUUACUACUUUUGUGUGCCUGAUAUGGUAGAACUGUUUAAAGUACAAUGAUACCUAGAAAUCUGAACACCCCAGAACUCAAACAACUUGGAUUCUGAACAAAAAAGUUGAGCAAUUUGUGCCAAAAUCCUAACGAUGCUUUGGACUCCCCAUGCCCAGGACAUUGGUCAGUUUUUGUGGAUGCGCUUCCCCAGUAGACGGGCCGCCCAAACGCUUUACGUUAGAGACCGACCGAAAGUGAUUUUCUGAUUUCGGCCGAAGCCGAAAAUAAGCCAAAAGAUUAAAAUGACUUUAGGCCGAAACCGAAAAAAUGCCGAAAGUUUAAAAAUGACUUUCGGCCGAAACCGAAAAAAGGCCGAAAGUUAAAAAUGAAUUUCGGCCGAAGCCGAAACCGAAAAUGAAAUAUUAAGAUAUUUUGAAAUUCGUUGCCGCAUACAUUCUGCAUACAUCGAAAAUGAUGUGGGAAAGUAUAAAUAUUUACAUUCUUUUU